This is a messenger RNA of Henningerozyma blattae CBS 6284, 1467 nucleotides long. RefSeq names its product peptidylprolyl isomerase RRD1 (gene RRD1). NCBI's taxonomy places the organism in Eukaryota, Fungi, Ascomycota, Saccharomycetes, Saccharomycetales, Saccharomycetaceae. The transcript has a single exon. Gene Ontology annotation, biological process: mitotic spindle organization. Gene Ontology annotation, molecular function: protein tyrosine phosphatase activator activity; peptidyl-prolyl cis-trans isomerase activity. Bases 1 to 1467 code for a protein of 488 amino acids. The record is from RefSeq and is a predicted model, not a curated record. Gene Ontology annotation, cellular component: nucleus; protein phosphatase type 2A complex; cytoplasm.
AUGGAAUCCAUACCUAUCUAUAAGUUAGAUUCCAAUUGUGUGUUCUCAGCACCAACAAAGCAAAUAUUCGAUUCACAAGGUACUCAAUAUUUUAAUAGAUCAAUAGCAUUUCACAGAAUCCAAUAUUUUAUUUCUAAGUAUACUCAACUAAUUCAAGAGGAAAAUAUACCUCCAACUGACUAUACUUCAAGUAACGACACAAUUAGUGGUGUUUCAAAAAUCAUCAAUGAUCUUAUCAAACUAGUGGAAGAAACUCCACCAUUACCUGGUCCAAGACGCUAUGGUAACUUAUCAUGUCGACAAUGGCACAAAAGAGUUGAUGAUAAUAUUAAUGAAUUGUUUGAAAAAUAUUUAACGAUAUCAAAUACGAAGUUUAACAAAGACCAACUAUUUUUAGAACUAAUAUAUUAUUUUAAUGCAAGCCUCGGAUCUCCUACAAGAUUGGAUUAUGGUACAGGGCAUGAAUUAUCUUUUCUUGCAUUUAUUGGUGCGCUUGAUAUGCUAAAUUUGUUAACAGAUAUUAGUGGUACAGAUAUAUUAUUUAUUUUCAAUGAAUAUUACCGCUUAAUUAGAAAAUUAAUUCUAAAUUACACUUUAGAGCCUGCAGGUUCACAUGGUGUUUGGGGUCUUGAUGAUCAUUUUCAUCUAAUUUACAUAUUUGGUAGUUCUCAAUGGUGCCCAGAAAAUGCUGAUAUGACAGAACCAUCAAUUUCUGAACCCAAAUUUAAGGCACCAAUUAAACCUGUUGAUAUUCUUAAUAAGAAUCUAAUUGAAAAAUUUAAAUCUAGUAACUUCUAUUGCCAGUCAAUAUUAUUUAUUUUAACAGUUAAAACAGGCCCAUUUCCCGAACAUUCCCCAAUUUUAUUUGACAUUGCUAAAAAUGUUCAUAAUUGGAAAAAAGUUAGAUCUGGGCUAUUAAAAAUGUAUAUGGUAGAAGUUUUAAAUAAGUUCCCAGUAGUUCAACACUUCUGGUUUGGAACUGGAUUUUAUCCUUGGAUUAAUAGCUCUACCUUAAUGAAAUUACCAACAUACGAACUCGCACCAGACGAUAAUAAUACGACAUAUACUAUUAAUAAACCCACUGAUUUAUCUAAAUCAGGAAGUAAAAAAACUUUAGAAAAUAUGCUUAAUACAGAUAAAGAAAAAAUUGAUCCAAAUUCAUGCGUAACAACCACAAUUAAUCAUGGUAGUAAUAGAGCCAAGCAACCAACAUUGUCUUCUUCGAAUAUCUCAACAAGAAAACAAGCCAGAAUACCAAAUGAUAUGCUAAGAUCAAGCCAAAUGUCUAGUGAGGGUCCAACAGCUCCAUUGGAAAGAUCAACUAACAUGAUAACCGGAAUGAAUCCUCCAUCUAGUACAUCUAUUAGACAUUCGAUUCUCCGAACGAAUAGAAAUUCUAGGAAUAAUAAUGAUAGAACCAGUAAUAAUUUAAGUAGAUUUAGGAACAAUGCUAAUGAUUCCAAAUAA